UUAUUGAAUGCUGGAAUCAUCAACAAGCAUCGAGAUUUUGCGCCUUCGUGACGCGCGGCGAAUAUCUCGGUGUUUCAACGUGAAGGUUUUUUUCGUUUUUUUUUUCUAUUUAGUGCGGUUGUCGUUCUUGGCCUGGGGGUGUGUCUAAAAAAAUUCGAUUUGUUUGCAAUCAAGUGGCCUGCACAGGCUAACGAUGUCUGGCUACCGGAGAAAGCACACUCGACCUUCAUCCGGGUUGGAGGUGCGUGAUGUUAGCAGUGGUGACGACAGUGUACGUGAGCGGGGAGAGCGGGGCAGUGAUUGGUCGGCAAAGCGAAAAACUCACAAAAAACACAAGAAGGGGAAGAAGGAGAGAAAAGAUAGACACACCCGGCGGUCUGAGGAGAACGCGAGUGACGAGAACCAGCGAAGGACAGCUGGCCGUUUGGAUGAGGACACAAAUCACUGGAAAUCGCGAUUGCCACCUGGCAAUGGUGAGGGCUACCAUCGAAGGGGAAGGAGCUCUCCGGUCCACCGGGAUCGCGAUGAGUCCAGCCGCAAUCGGUCCCCUAGUCGUACGAGUAGGCGCUCGAGCGACGGCCACAGCAGUACUAGGCAUCAUCAGCAACAACGCUACCAUCAGCAACUGGACAGUACUACCGGAACGUCACGGCAUAGUAGUGACGACAGGAAAGGAAGACACACCCGAAGGUACGAUGAAAUCGGAACAGACAAGGCUUCUCGCUCGACCCGUGACACGGAUCUAAACGGAUCACUAAACAAUCAACGCAUGCAUAAUCAACAGAAAUCGCGGUUGGCAGCUGACAGCGGAGAGGACUUCUAUCGAAGGGGCUCACCCACGCACCGGACCCGCGAUAGAUCCCGUAGUGUUACGAGAUGGCAGCGAUCGAAGGAGGGCAGUGGCAGCGAAGCCGACCAGCACUGUUCAAAAGCGAUCAAAGUGGAACGACAAUCUUCGAGCCCACGCACCAUCAACCAUCAACCUUCAACAAGUAGGGAGCCUACCGGCGACUAUAAGAAGCAAGCACCUCGUGGGACUGUUCUGAAGAAGGAAGACGAUGGCAGUACCCAGUACGAGUGGGGUGCGAAACGUACAAUUAAACCGGAGGUAACCAGUGGUGGGUCAGACGAGCAAAAAGCAUCAAAGGACGAACCGCCGAACGCAGACGAUGAGCCGGUCCUGGUGGAGAAACAGAAGCCAAACUUUGCGCUGUCCGGUAAGCUGACGGAGGAGGCCAACAAGGUGAACGGGGUUGUGAUCAACUAUGCUGAACCGCCCGGUGCCUGCAAGCCGAAGCGCCGAUGGCGGCUGUACCCGAUGAAGGGCGAUCAGAUAAUGCCAACGCUUUACAUACACCGGCAGAGCUGCUACCUCAUUGGCCGCGAUCGGAAGGUUUGCGAUCUGCCGAUCGAUCAUCCGUCCUGCUCGAAGCAGCACGCGGUCCUUCAGUAUCGGUUGGUGCCGCACGAGCGUCCGGACGGUACGACCAGCCGCACCGUCCGCCCCUACAUCAUCGAUUUGGACUCCUCGAACGGGACGUUUGUUAACUACAAGAAGAUCGAACCGAAGCGCUACCUAGAGUUGUUCGAAAAGGACGUACUUAUGUUCGGCUUCAGCUCUCGCGAGUAUGUGCUCCUGGAGGAAAACAGCAAGGAUGACAAGCAGGUUGACGUGUGACGUGUGCUAUGUUUGGUGGGUGUCAGUGUGUAAAAAAAUCGCUGAAAAAGAGGAAGACUUCUGAUUCUGGGUGAGUGAGGAUUAUGCUGCUUAAUCAUGAGCCCUCUCUCUUUUUCACUGUACGUAAAUCCAGGAAUGCGGGAAAAUGCCCGUCUUUUCUCCGGAAACUUCAAACGAUGUGUGUACCCCAAACGGGGAAUGCAUAUAUUUCUUGUGCGGAAAUUUAGGUCGAUUAAGUGAAUAAAGUCUAUCAUAUUUAGAUAUCUAGGAUCUGUAGCGAUUGUGGUGUUAGGUUGAUUGAUUGGUUAGUAGCCUUCGCUAGUCCUCAUGAUACAUGGGCAUGGCUAGGAAGCGACGAAUGAGCCAACUCCGCACGAAGUACGGCGUCCAGGCGAACGCGGUAUAGUACAGCCAGUAACGCCACGGUUCAGAUUUGUACAUCCGCUUGGGCUCAGGGUCGAAUAGUGCACCUUUGAUCACGCCGUUGAGAGGAGCAUCCGUUGGAAAUCGCUGUGCCGGGCGUGACUGGCAGAUGGGCUCGAGGUAGUUGCGAUAACGUUGAAAGUAGCGCCCGUACCGGCUACGUUGCUCCUCACCCAUACCGGCCCACAUAGCAUCGAAA
Messenger RNA from Anopheles darlingi, 2300 nucleotides. RefSeq lists its product as uncharacterized. The record is from RefSeq and is a predicted model, not a curated record. The transcript has 3 exons. The coding region runs from base 194 to 1678 and encodes 494 amino acids. NCBI's taxonomy places the organism in Eukaryota, Metazoa, Arthropoda, Insecta, Diptera, Culicidae. Gene Ontology annotation, molecular function: mRNA binding; protein binding. Gene Ontology annotation, biological process: miRNA processing. Gene Ontology annotation, cellular component: nucleus.